AAAAAAAAUGGGUGAACCAAGACGUUACGGGUUCCAACAGCCGCCGCCGCCGCCAAAUUGUUGUGAAGAUGGUGGUGGAAUAGAAGAUGGACUAAUUCGAGAUUCUGGACUAAAUCGGGCCGGAUCUGGAUCCGGUGGAAGGCCUGUCAGCUCGACUUCUAAUGAAAGCUGGAGAAAUGUUCCAUGGGGACCACCGGGCAGACAGGGUCCCGCUGUUCACCAACAUCAUCAAAUGGUUCAAGUACAUACACGUCGGCUCGGCGGAGCAGCACCAACAAUGCACCAUAGUAGGCCACCGCCGCCGCCUUUGGACCGACGCCCGAUGUCACCUCAAAACGCCUCAAGACCGCUUCCCGUCCGUGGUACAAAUUAUUCAACGAAUGGAGAUUGGCCUGAUCAACGUCCGACGAUUAUUCAACAAUCGUCAAGAAUUAAUUCGUUUCCGAAUAGACCUGUAGCUAAUAAUAGUUAUCACAAUGAGAAUAUACCAUUUAAGGAUAUUAUUCUGGAGUUACACGAGCACACUGUCCCAUUCAUCGAUUCACAUUGCCACGUUGAUUUCAUGUACAACCAAAUGGUUCAUAAUAAUCCGAAUUCAUCACUCAGUCAUGGCCUAUCGCAUUGGAUUCAUCGAUAUCCAUAUGGAUUUCCGAAAUCUUUUUAUGGAGUCAUUGCGAAUUUCAUUAAACCUUCGCUUUUUGUUGUGAAUGAUGGUGGUGGUGGAAAUGGAUAUGAUAUAGAUUGGAUUAUAAAUGAAAUUGAAUCGAAUAUCUACUUGGGAACCACUUGGGGAUGUCAUCCACAUUAUGCACAAGAAUGGGCUUCAAAAGACAUCUUCUGGCAGACGCUUGAGCACAUUUUAUCGAAUGCAGCCACGUGGAAGGUGUUGGCCGUCGGAGAGUGUGGACUAGAUUUACACCGUUGUAUAUCGGAUCUAGAAGUACAGAAAAUGGUAUUUGAGAAGCAUAUCGAUUUGGCAUACAAGUAUCAAUUACCAUUAGUCAUUCACUGCAGAAGUGGACAAAAAGGACGUGCAGAAGAACAAUGCCUGCGUAUUUUGAAGAAGAAAAUGGACGAAAAUCAUAAAUUCCUGAAAAUCCACCGUCAUUGCUUCACAGAGACUUGGGAAGUGGCACAAAUGUGGAUGAAACAGUGUCCGAACGUCUAUUUUGGCUACACAGCAGCCAUCUUCAAAAUGCGUGAACGUCAGCAGCUCGAAGCGAUUCGUCAUAUUCCACUAAAUCGAAUUCUCCUGGAAACGGACGCCCCGUACUUCAGACCACCCUGCUUCGAAGGAGUCGGCCCGCGAAAUGUCUGUCUACCGGGAAUGGCGAUUGCGACGGCACGGAAAAUCGCCGAGAUUAAAGAACUUCCAGUCGAUGAGGUGCUUCGUGCAACGUUUGAUAAUACUCGUCUUUUAUACCAAAUUCAGGCGUACUGAAUUAAAUUUAUUUCUUCAAAUUUUCGUUUUUUUUUCUGAUCUCUUCGAACUCGAUCUUUAACUUUUUUUUCCAUAAUUUUCUGUUGUCCCUGUCCCUGUCACACAAUGUUUUACGGUUUUAUGAUGAAUGUUUUUUCUCCUUUUUGAAAAAAAAUUGUUGAUUUU
This is a messenger RNA of Caenorhabditis elegans, 1606 nucleotides long. RefSeq names its product Deoxyribonuclease TATDN2 (gene Y37H2A.1). The transcript is spliced from 6 exons. The coding region runs from base 8 to 1441 and encodes 477 amino acids. Gene Ontology annotation, molecular function: hydrolase activity, acting on ester bonds. Lineage: Eukaryota; Metazoa; Nematoda; Chromadorea; Rhabditida; Rhabditidae. The record is from RefSeq and is marked reviewed.